UUUAAGUUACAUUUUCAAACAAUUCUCAGCGCUGCACAGUCAGUUUGGUUUGUUUAAGAAUUGGAAAUUACGAAAUAAAAACAAAAACGCUCAACAUAUUAAGCAAAGUGAAGUGAACACACACACAGAUAAUUAAAUAGAGAGUAGGAUGGCCAGUAUUACGUUCAAGGGUCGUCCAACGGUUGUGCUACGCACCUAUCAAGUGCUACGCAUUGGGAAUAAUCUAAAUGACAAGCAGUUGGAUUUCUGUCUGGAUGAUAAAUCUGUGGAUAAGCUGCAUGCAACAUUGACGCGCAGCGAGCGUGGCCUCUUUUUGGUCAACGAGAGCAGCCAUGGCAGCGUAAGUGUGAAUGGCGAACGCUUCAGUGGCCCCAUAUUGAUUACCUAUCGAGAUGCUAUCAAUGGCAUUGUCAGCUUGCGUUUUGGACGCACCGAGGCCACGCUGCUCGUAUCGGGCAGCUUGGGUGCCUAAGACUGAAAAGCGAAUUUGGUUACCACAUGUAUUUCGACAGAUUGGAAAUUGCUGCAAAACCACCAACAACAAAUUUAUAUGUUACACUCUACUACGA
Messenger RNA from Drosophila busckii, 569 nucleotides. RefSeq lists its product as uncharacterized. Gene Ontology annotation, molecular function: protein binding. The record is from RefSeq and is a predicted model, not a curated record. Bases 149 to 472 code for a protein of 107 amino acids. The transcript has 2 exons. Lineage: Eukaryota; Metazoa; Arthropoda; Insecta; Diptera; Drosophilidae.